Hydractinia symbiolongicarpus is the source of this 1680-nucleotide messenger RNA. RefSeq lists its product as uncharacterized. The transcript is spliced from 2 exons. Gene Ontology annotation, molecular function: protein binding. The coding region runs from base 91 to 1614 and encodes 507 amino acids. The record is from RefSeq and is a predicted model, not a curated record. NCBI's taxonomy places the organism in Eukaryota, Metazoa, Cnidaria, Hydrozoa, Anthoathecata, Hydractiniidae.
AGUACUUAUACAUAAAGCAAUAACAAACAUUAGUUAAUAUGGUAGACAAGUAGUUGAUGAGUGAGCAAAACAGUUAAACGUGCCAACAAGAUGGCCGAAAUGAUCGUAGCUCGUGUUACAUUGAAACUAGCAUGGCAGUUAUUUGCACCAAUGACAGCCAACAUGUUAGAACAAGGUGAUGUUUCCGAAGAAAAAAUACGACAGAUGCUUUUAUCAGAGUUUACCAAAAUACAUGAACAUUUAAAUGCGUUAAGAAGGAAAGAGUUAGUCGCAGCAAUAGCAUUUUUAGAAACAGGUUUUGAGGUAUUAAAAAAAGACCAAGCCACAGCCAAAGAAGAAUUCAAAAAAGCACGAGAUGCCGCCCAGAUGGCGUUUGGCGUAGUUCCCGAACCUCACGACAAAGUCCUCGCAACAAAGAUCUUAGUUACAUCCACAAUGCACGAGUUCAACACAAAUUUGGACACUUCAAAAAGUUUAUGCAGUAAAUAUUUGGAAAGAAUGAACACGCUGCCUGAAGUCAUCAGAGCGUGCGAAUUAAUAUUUACCCCGCAGAUAAGUUUAACCAACAAGUUUUUAUCCUAUAGUGGUAAAUCAAAACGGGAGGACAUCUUGCAAGACGUGGCAGAAAUAAACAAAUGCGUAUAUGACUAUUUUACAGAACAGCUAAGAACAGAGAUGACUCCUCCGCCUGUUAUUCGCUUUAAUAGUUAUCAUAUCAAUCCAGUAACAGACAUGAUUUUAAAAAGGAAACCUGUUGUCGUAACAGAGGUGGAAAAACAUUUAUCUGGGUACAUUUCUGUUUCCAUGACAACACAUUACAUUUUUGCAGCGUUGGGUCAACUCUCUGGUUCUAACAUUGUAAACGACAUUAUAGCUAUCCAUAUCAGCACAGGUAACGUCACGCAUCUUCUAGGACACGAGAAAAUCGUUCUUUCUAUUUGCACUAACACAAAACAUCUAUUCUCUGCUUCCUAUGACAAAACCAUUUUAAUUUGGGACAUCGAGACAUUACAACCAGUAAAAACACUGGCGGAACACAAGGGCUCUGUACGUAGUGUUUGCCUUUCGGAAGAGUAUUUGUUUAGUGGUUCCGCUGAUACAACUGUGAAAGUAUGGAGUUUGGAGAAUGACUUUGAAUGCGUGCACACGUUACAAUUACAACAAGCAGUCGUGAAGGUGACAUGCUCAAGAAGAAAAUUCUUAUUCUGCUUAAACGGAAUUAAAAAUAUAGAGAUUUGGAAUGUAAAUAAUUUUACGAAGUUGCAUUCGUUCGAUGCGAAAGAUCAAGCCACCAACAUCAUAGCGAAUGAUAACUACAUGUUCAUACCCACUAAGACAAAAGAAGGAGACUCGAUAGAGUUUUGGAACCUAGGAAGUCUGCAAAUGGUGACAACGAUGAAAGAAUCUGGACAAAAUUUUAUGAAAAGUUACAAUUCUCCAUACUUUUUCUGCGGCAACGAAAAAAUUAAAAUGUUUAGCACUACAUCGCAGAGACUAAUUAUGGAAGAAAGCGUCUUUGUAGGUGGGAAAAUAAAGUACAUGUGGAUGAGAGCAUGUCAGUUAUACAUACUGUAUCAAGACAGUAAUGAGAAACACUACAUAAUUAAGUACUAGACUAUUGUAAUAUUUCUUUCAAUUUAUGUCGUCUGUCGAUUUAAAAAAAACUACACAAUCAUGUGA